AUGGCAGCAAGUGGAUGUUCGGAAGCAGAGCCGUCAGAACCACCCAUUGGCUCAUCUCCAUUUCCCAAAUCACCUUCAGAAUAUUCGAUCAAGAGCGACUUCGAUUCGGUCGAGCAAUUGCCUGUCACUUCUCAAUCACCAUUCAUAAAUCCCUAUCCAUCUCCAUCGAUGAUUGGUGCUUUGAAUCGUCAAGAGAACUAUGCCAUCGGUAUUCCAAACGAUUCUGAAAGCUCAUCUAGAUCUUCAUUCGAUGCCCAACAACCGAGAGAACUCAGCGAGUCGUCAAGAAGAUUUAGAGAAUCUCGAAGUCAUGAAAGAGGACUCUCUUCUGGAGAAUCGUCCACCGAUGAUGAUGAGCCAUUCGAUCACGAAGGACCACAAUCGAGAAGACCUUCUCAGUCGCAGGAACAGUUGAGUUUACUACGACCAACAGAUGCCCCUCGAGGUCGGCUCGCCAACAUUCGAAGAGAAUCCUCGUGUUCGGUCGAUAGCGAGAUAUCACAUGAACGCCUAUUGAAAGCCACACAAAAAGUAUCUGCUCAAUGGGAUGAGCUGAGCAUCGAAGAACAAGAAAGGAGACCCGAUAGUACGAGCACUUCAAAUAAUGGCCGAAGGAACAGCUCCGUCUCUGAACCAAUCACUGUCGCAAUCAUGAAUAACGCUUUUCUUCCGCAUUCUUGUUCACCAAGUCCGACGCGAUAUGAACCAGCUAAACAAUGUUACUCUCCUUCAACGCACACCUUUGUGAGAUCGAAUAUCCCGUACUCUCCAAGUCCCAGUCCAACUAGAAGUCCGUCGAGAAAUCGAUUAAUGAGUGUUAGACUCCGAUCACAAUCACCGUCACCAAUCGCUGGCCCACCAAGAUCUUUGAAGAGACGAAUGAAUGAAAUGGCGGGAAAUGGAGAAAAUGGAGAAAUAAAGAGAAUAUGUGGCUUGCAAUACCCUAGAGGUGCAACGAGUCCUCUUGUACAAGAGCGUCCAUUUUCCUCAUUUCCUGGAGGUGCGCCGAUUGCUGUCGAUUUUACCCAACCAAGUACCUCAAUGCUAUUUGCACAACCAAAACGACCCGAAUUAUUGAGAAGAAUUUCCUUGGACUCUUCUCCUUCAUCUUCUCGAGAUCAAGAGGGCGGAGAAACACCAAUGGAAGAGACAUCUGAACCACUCCUUGAUACAUCCGAUCCAUUUGCAAGACCUUUCUCAAAUGAAAGCGCUCAAACUGAAGGAAAUCCUGGAUCAAUUUCAAUGGCGAGUGGAAUAGAUACGAAUCCACCAACUCCCCUUUCUUGUGUAAGUGGACAUGGAGAUCUUCCAUCAACACUCACUGAUAUCGAGAAUAGUUUCACGAAUGAUGUCAAUGAUGUCAAUGAUUCACCAAGUUCAAUAAAGGAUAUCACCGAGCCUCCAAUAUCUGAUCCAACAAUCGAUUCAUCGACUCCCGAGGCAUCUAAUCAUUCG
Mesorhabditis belari is the source of this 1455-nucleotide messenger RNA. The record is from the annotation of a GenBank genome assembly. NCBI's taxonomy places the organism in Eukaryota, Metazoa, Nematoda, Chromadorea, Rhabditida, Rhabditidae.